AUGAGUGAUUUCUGUACUGCUCUUAAAACUGCGACUAAUAUUUACGGAGACAUAAAACUAAAGGAGGAACAGAGGGAAGUGUUACAGUAUGUGUACGAAGGUAGAGACUGCAUUGCGGUUUUACCCACUGGAUUUGGAAAAAGUGUCAUUUUUCACCUUAUCCCUUUUCUGUUUCAACAUAGAUCGGUAAUAGUUGUUGCCCCAAUCUCGGCCCUAAUGGAAGAUCAGCUUCUGUCAUUGAGUGAAAUGAACAUAAAUUCAUGUUCUCUUGCAAUGGAUGGGGCUUUUUUCAACAUUGUUUGCAUGGAAGACAAAUGUAUAAAGACUGUUAACAUCGACCAUUUCAAUAUGGCAGAUUACAGGCUUCUUUAUGUCCAUCCAGAGACAGUUACAACAAACAGCAAACUUAGAAGAAUGCUGCUAACAAAGAAAGUUCAACAACAAGUAUGCUGUGUUGUAAUUGAUGAAGUGCACAUGGUUUCAGAAUGGGGUGACAGCUUCAGGCCAUCUUUUAGCAAGCUUGGAGAACUGACAGCUAUUUUUCCAAGGAUACCCCAUUUGGCACUAACUGCCACUGCAACACCAAAAUGCAUUGAAGAAUUAUGUGAAAUUCUUCAGCUUAGAGAUGUAAAACUGGUUACCAGCAACCCAGAUAGACCAAACAUUUAUUAUGAAAUAAAAACAAGACUUCCAAAUGUGAAGAAAUAUGACAAAUAUGAUGACCUAAUAAAGCCUCUUUGUAUUGAACUUAAAAGUUUAAAGAGUACAUUCCCUGUUACCAUAUGCUACAUGGAUAGCCUCGAGUCCCUGGCAUAUUGUUACCAGUUUGCAGAGGAAUUUCUUGGCGAAGAUGCAUAUGAACCAGUGGAACAGGUACCUGAAAAUCGAAUAUUUGCCAUGUUUCACAAGGACUACACUACAAGGAUGAAGACUCACAUUAUAAUGGAACUUAGAAAACCUGAACCGAAAAUUCGUCUAGUACUAGCAACUGUUGCUUUAGGGAUAGGCCUAAAUGCUCCAAGGGUUAACCACAUUAUACAUAUUAGACCACCAACUUCAUUAGAGAAGUACAUGCAGGAAUCAGGGAGGGCAGGAAGAGGUUGACAAUCGAGCCGAGCAACACUGUACUUCAACAAAAGUGACAUUGCUGCCAACCGACCUGGGAUGACUGAUGAAAUGAGACAUUACUGUAAGAGUGAUGAUUUGUGCUUACGAUUAUUAUUGGUGAAACACUUUGGCUUUUCUGUGACUUUGUUUGAAGGGGAAAAGAAAAACUGUUGUUCUAAUUGCAGAAAUGCUGAAUAGUUAUUCAUCCAUGUCAUUG
Messenger RNA from Saccostrea echinata, 1324 nucleotides. RefSeq lists its product as uncharacterized. The transcript has 2 exons. Gene Ontology annotation, molecular function: four-way junction helicase activity; nucleic acid binding; 3'-5' DNA helicase activity. Gene Ontology annotation, biological process: double-strand break repair via homologous recombination. The coding region runs from base 1 to 1104 and encodes 367 amino acids. Lineage: Eukaryota; Metazoa; Mollusca; Bivalvia; Ostreida; Ostreidae. Gene Ontology annotation, cellular component: cytoplasm; chromosome; nucleus. The record is from RefSeq and is a predicted model, not a curated record.